This is a messenger RNA of Aspergillus thermomutatus, 462 nucleotides long. RefSeq lists its product as uncharacterized. The coding region runs from base 1 to 462 and encodes 153 amino acids. The record is from RefSeq and is a predicted model, not a curated record. Lineage: Eukaryota; Fungi; Ascomycota; Eurotiomycetes; Eurotiales; Aspergillaceae. The transcript has 2 exons.
AUGACGAACCCACGCAGCCUCCGAGAAGCCGCCAGUUCAGUCGCGACCAACUUACGGCUCAAAAUCCGCCAUCGCUCGCAUCCUAAUUAUCCUUGGCUCUUCCUUCCUCGAGAGAAGGAUGUUAUAGACAGCAUUGUCAAUCUAUGGCUUCAGGAUAAAGAGAAUCUCGAUUUUGUCACCCAAAAAACAGGCAAAUCUUUCGACGACGACCCUCGAAAAGAUAUAUCGGAUGCAUAUCCUAUCAUCUGGGCUGAUCGGCCUCUCGCAACCGGUGUUUUACAUACCCCGUUUCCCGGCAAGAUCCUCGUUAUUAUCGCGCUCGAGGAUUUGGACGAUCAGAAUGGCUUGCCCUCCAAUAUCGGUCAGAUUCCCUGUGGGGGCUUCGCAGUGCAUUCAGGAGAUGAGGAUAUGAAGUUUAAGAAGCAAGGAGGAGGCUUGGCUUUUUUUAUCCUGUUGAACUGA